Gryllus bimaculatus (two-spotted cricket) is the source of this 3342-nucleotide messenger RNA. The record is from the annotation of a GenBank genome assembly. Lineage: Eukaryota; Metazoa; Arthropoda; Insecta; Orthoptera; Gryllidae.
AUGGCCACUAGAUGGUGGCGGUGUCGUGAGCUGGCGCUCGGAGCGCGCGCUGUCCCAGUGAUCUGUGACGACGAGGCCGCGGGCCGGCGGUGCUCGCCUGGUGAUUGUGUCGAGCCGGUGGCCGAGGUGCAUCCGGAGACGAUUACGCCAAGGAGACUGCCGCCGCCACCCCGUUCAUUCGCGUGUCGUCUCGCGAGCUCAGCAGCAUUAUCUGCAUGGACAUCCACACUAACGCUUGCAUGCUCCGAACUACGGACUUUCAUCUCGUCUGAUUUUGCAUGUCCUAAAGCAAUAAACACAGCACAGAGUCGCUCGCAGGUGCCUGCGGCCGCUGCGUGGGGGGCGGGGCCGGCUACCACCACCACCACCGCCGGCAGUUACGCCAGCGCCCACUUCCUCCGCCGCGCCGCGCCGCGCCGCUUCGCUUGGAACAUCACUUGCUCCAACAACCAAUGGCAGCUGUCCCUCGUGGGCACCGUUCACUUCGCCGGCAUCUUUCUCGGCACCAUCCUGUUCGGCUUCCUGGCUGACAGGGGUCGAGCUGGUGGGGCGGCGGCGGCGCGAGAUGAGCGGCAUCGUGCUCAACUACUUCUACGCCCUGGGCGAGGCGGCCGUGGCGCUGGUGGCGUGGCUGUCCCGCGACUGGGUGUGGCUGCAGCUGCUCGUCUCGGCGCCUGCCGGCAUCUUCGUCAUCUACUACUGGGCGAGAAAGGAGGCGAGGCGGCCGGUGGACCGGAGCAGGUGCAGGGCUUGCUGGCCACCGUCCUGCAGGUUGCGCGCUCCAGGAAGCUACUGGUGCGCGCGCUCCUUCUCUUCUUUAUCUGGGCCGCCAACGCGUUCGUGUACUACGGGCUGUCAGUGAACUCGACCAGCCUGGGCGGCGACAAGUACCUUAACUUCGCGCUGGUGUGCCUCGUGGAGAUCCCGGGCUACACCGUCGCCUGGCUCCUCAUGAACCGCCUGGGUCGUCGCAUGUCGCUGGGCGGGUCGCUCGGCCUCUGUGCCUUAACGUGCAUCGGCGCCGCCUUCGUGCCCGUGGGUAUGGAGUGGGCGGAGAUCGUGCUGUUCCUGGUGGGCAAGCUGGGCAUCACCUCGUCGUUCGGCGUGGUGUUCGUGUACACGGCGGAGCUGUACCCGACGCCCAUGCGCAGCGCUGGCGUCGGCAUGAGCUCAACGGUGGCGCGCGUCGGCGCCAUGGUGGCGCCCUUCGCGCCGCUGCUGGGCCAGGUCUACGCGCCGCUGCCGCUCCUACUGUUUGGCGGCGUGUCGCUCAUCGCCUCGUUGUUCACCCUCGCCCUGCCCGAGACGCUGGGCACGCGCCUGCCAGACACCGUGGACGAGGUGGAAAAGCUCUAGUGACCGCUUCACCGACCGCCAGCCCCGCCGCGCACGUCUUUCUACAGGGAUUCACCUCGUUGCCUUGCUGGUGGUGUGCGUUUCUGCUGAUCAAUUCGCGAUUAUUAUUGUAUUGAAAAGGACAACUCGGAGUCAAGGUAAAAAAAAUCGCUUUAGAAGUGUUCUGUUGUUUUGUAAUUCUUGAGAGAUGACGUGGUAAUGAAACUAAGAUUGUUAUUUUAGCUCAGAGUACGUCUAGAGUGAAUCUUAUGUUAUUGAUAUGACUGUUAUAUGAUUGUGUUGUAUAAACGUGUACUUAAAUAUUCUAACUUUAAUUGUGGUUUGUAGAUGUUUUGAAGUUACUUGUGUUUUGGUACGCAAUUUGUCAACGCUUGACGAGUAGAAAAUGGUUUUAUUGAAAGUUAUUCAAUCCACUGCAACUGUCGAAGUUGAACUCAUCAUUUAUUCAAAUUGAUUCACCAGUAUAUAAUAUCGCCAAUAACUGAUUCAAUCUUUGGUAUUAUUUUUCAUUGCAUGUUUUCAAAAUAAUAAAGAAAGUCGCCAUUAUACAGUUUGCAUUAUGCAGUUUCAAUGAGAUGUGAAAAUGUAAUCUCAUACCAUUGUAUGUUUUAUGAAGAUUGUUAGAAAACCAUUGGACCAUUUCUGCGUAAAUAUUUAUUUUUUGUGAGAAUUUUAAAGAUGACAUUGCCUUCAGAAAUAAUAGUUGGCAUUUUUAAUUGGGGUGUAAAUAGUUGGCAAAGAUUUUUUUUAUUGUGUAAUAGAGACAACUUUAUUUAUAUCUCAUUUUAUAACGUAUCUUUCUGUGAGAUAUUACAUCCAAACUAAAUUUCUCUCUUGUAAGAACUUAAGUAUUGUUUUCACUGCAUAUAUGUGAUGAGACAUUUUCAACUUUGAAUGUCAUAUUCCCAAUGUUCAGAUUUUCCAAAUUCUACUUUACAAAAAAAGAUGAAUAAUACUCAGACAUUAAAUUCGAAUACAAAAUUCUAUUAGUAUAUUGGUUUUUUUCUUCAUUUGAGUUCACAUUUCUGUCUUUUAAUACUUUGAUCAUUUAAAAAAAAGUUAUAAUAAUAAAGCAUUUUGGUUCUCUAGAAACAUACAAUUGUAAUAGUCUUCCAAAUGAACAAGGUGACAAAAAAAUCAAAUUGUCAGGAAUAAUAAGAGAUCUUCUGUCACUUCUGUGGAUGUCACGAUCAAAUACACAUGGCUGAAAAAAAGGUUAGGAUUUCUGAAGUAAAAUAAAUUAUGUUAAAUGUUUAUUUCACUAAAUGUUUACAUUUAACAAAGAUGAGGAAUGUAUUCUUAUAAAUAAUAAUGGUUUUGAAUUAAGAUUAAUAUCAAUGUUCAUUCAAAAAAAUUAUUUUUUUAUAAUUUAGGAUUAAACAUCUCAUCUCUGAAUAUUGAAAUAUAUACAUUGCAUUGACUUGUACAUUUUCAACUUCAGAUCUCAGCGACUUCCAUAAUGCUCCACAGACCAAAGUUUGUAAGAAAAUAUUUUAUUUUCUGUAGAUAUUGUUAAUGUAUUUGCAACAUCAUUGAUUCUUGCACUUACAACACAAUAUAUGACACAAAGAAAUAUUAAAUUAGUUAUAAUUUGAAUAUUAUUCAAAUAUUUGAGUCAUUAAUUUUCAUGUCCAGUAAUUACGUAAAUGUACUUGAAGUGCCUUUACAUCAGCUUAGUGUCUUUUGAUACAAUAUUUAUGGUAAUGAAAACUUAAAUAUUUUGUAAUUGAUUUGACUAGUGGAAUCAUGAGACCAUUAAGGAGUUUUAUGUAUUAAUGAUGAUAAUUUAUAUGACAAACUGUACAUUUUUUAACUUUGAAGUAUUUAAAUAUAACUCUAAUAAAUUAAUUUUGGAAUGGUAUAAAAGAGAAAUAAAUAAUGCUUCUUAAAAUUGUUAUAGUAUACAACAAACAGGUUUUCAGAACUAUUAGACUUUGUUCUGUAGGUUAACUAGAAAUCAAGAAGAAUAAAAUUAUUGAUAUAAAG